Molecule: messenger RNA, 671 nt
Organism: Pygocentrus nattereri (red-bellied piranha)
Lineage: Eukaryota; Metazoa; Chordata; Actinopteri; Characiformes; Serrasalmidae
Product: C-C motif chemokine 14-like
Exons: 3
Coding region: 106-420 (104 amino acids)
Biological process (GO): immune response
Cellular component (GO): extracellular region
Molecular function (GO): chemokine activity
Source: RefSeq, a predicted model, not a curated record
AAAGCCUUUAAUAAAGGACUAAAAAUGAGCUAUAAAAGAGAAAGUUAGAGUCUCAUCAGCUCAAAACUCAGAUAAAGACAGAGAGAGGAGCAUUCAGAGCUUCAGAUGCCUGCAGAGAAGAUGGAGAUGAAGAUGAGCUGUGUGUGUUUGGUGCUGGGGCUGGUCCUGCUGAUGACCGUCUCCUCAGAUGCUAACCCUCAUGGUCUCGAGGGUCAUCCUGUUAACUGCUGUUUCAACUUCGUCACUUUUGAAAUUCCAGACAAAGAAAUACUAGAAGUUGAAAAAAUAGAUUCCAGGUGCUCAAAGCAAGGCUUUGUGAUUACAACUCCGAGGGGCAGAUUAUGCAAGAAGAACCUGCAGGAAACCCAUGUCACAGCUGCAGCUUCAACAGAACCCAGCCGCAGCAAACAGAGCAGCUAAAAGCUUCACACUCCCCUUUAAUCAUCACGGGAUUUUAUCAACCAGCGCUUUGCUUUUUCAGUGUUAUCAGUGAUGGUUUAACAAAACAGUGUAUGAUAAAAAUCUCUGUAGAGAAAAAAAACAUCAUGUAGACGAAUUAGAUUUCAGAGCUGCAGUAAACAGGCAAUGCAAUAAACAAUGUUUUUAUUUUUUCAAUACUAUUAAUGCUUAUUUAAUGCUGUGGAUCCAAAUAAAGCAAUGCAUUACAUACA